Molecule: messenger RNA, 1615 nt
Organism: Ostrinia nubilalis (European corn borer)
Lineage: Eukaryota; Metazoa; Arthropoda; Insecta; Lepidoptera; Crambidae
Product: ribokinase-like
Exons: 6
Coding region: 150-1100 (316 amino acids)
Biological process (GO): D-ribose metabolic process
Molecular function (GO): ribokinase activity
Source: RefSeq, a predicted model, not a curated record
AUCACAAAUGUCACAACAAAAACAAUAGCUCUCUUAUCAAUUUCUUAUCAUAAACACCUCCACUUUGCCACACUUUGCUUUGAAAUUAAUAAAGCAAACGCCGCGCAGAGUAGUCGACUCUUCUGAGGAUCCUACGUUGUUUUAGUGAAAUGGAUUCAAAUCAGAAUAAAAAUGCACCAAAGAUUGUGGUUUUGGGUUCCUGCUCUGUAGAUUUUACAACUUAUGCUCCAAGACUGCCGACACCUGGAGAGACACUUCACGGCACGAAGUUCACCACGAGUUAUGGCGGUAAAGGUGCCAACCAGUGUGUAGCAGCUGCAAAACUUGGUGGCAACACUUUUAUGAUCUGUAGAGUAGGAGAGGACCAAUGGGGAGAAAAGUAUAAGAACAACCUGAUUGAAAAUGGAGUAGAUGUGUCACAUGUUUACCUCACACCCAAUGUAAACACUGGUAUUGCUCAAAUAUCUGUAGCAGAGAAUGGGGAGAAUCAAAUAGUCAUUGUUCCAGGUGCAAACGGCCAUCUGAGUGUGGAUGAUGUAGAACACUCUAAGGAUCUCAUAAAAUCUGCUGAUGUUCUCAUUGGUCAGUUGGAAACACCAUUUGAAACUACCUUGGAAGCUUUCAAAAUUAAUGAAGGAAUAAAGCUUUUGAAUGCUGCUCCUGCUAGGAAUGAUAUUCAAGACAUUCUACCUCAUUGUUCUAUACUAUGUGUGAAUGAGUUAGAAGCCUCAAUGCUUACAAAUCUUGAUGUCAGUGUUGAAAAUGCAGUUGAUGCUUUGAACAAGUUAUUGAGUGCAGGAUGUAAAUUAGUCAUCAUCACACUUGGAGAAAAAGGAGCCGUGUAUGCUUCAAAGGAGGAACCACCUACUCAUGUAUUUUGUGAAUCUGUACCAUCAGUGGACACUACAGGAGCAGGAGAUGCGUUUGUUGGAGCUCUAGCUACAUUCCUGGUGACCAAAAAGGAUCACCCAAUUCAUCAAAUAGUUGGAGCAGCUUGUGAAGUAGCCACCAUUUCAGUUACAAAGGAAGGAACGCAGACAAGCUACCCAACCAAUUACACACCCUUCAGUAAACCAUAUAAUUAUAAAAAACUGCAAUAAAUAAAACAAAAUAUUUACAAACCGUCAAGGUUUUAUUGAACAAAUCUUAUGAAAUAAGGCCUUAACAGAAAUAACUUAUUUAUCCAGUUUUACAUAAAUCUGAAAAUGACAUCCAUUCUAAGAAAUUGCAGCAAUUUAGUAGAAAACCUAGUGAAUAAUUAUAAUAAUACAUGUUAAGAUAUAGGAAAUAAUAAAACUAUCAAUACAUCAACCUUACAAGAUGUUAAUAAUAACGUAACCAUUGGAUUUAUCUAAUGUACUUAUUACUAAAAUUCUAGUUCUGUUUUGUCAUAAUUACAAAUUUAUACUUACAAUAAUAGAUUUAAUAUAUAUUUUUAAAGUUAAGUAACUAGGUACACUUGUACCAAACAACAAUAUUAUAAAAUCAAGCAGGGUGAAGGCAUAUAUUUUUGUCAUUUAGGAUAAUGCAAUCUGAGACAUGUAUAUAAAACAGCAAAAAAAAUAGCAUUUGAAUUAUAACAAUGUUUUAUAAUAAACCAUUCAUCCAUUUGAAA